This is a messenger RNA of Pseudogymnoascus verrucosus, 465 nucleotides long. It is a transcript of the gene ERG28, whose product is annotated as ergosterol biosynthesis protein. The record is from RefSeq and is a predicted model, not a curated record. Bases 1 to 465 code for a protein of 154 amino acids. Gene Ontology annotation, molecular function: protein-macromolecule adaptor activity. Lineage: Eukaryota; Fungi; Ascomycota; Leotiomycetes; Thelebolales; Thelebolaceae. The transcript has 2 exons. Gene Ontology annotation, cellular component: membrane; endoplasmic reticulum.
AUGGACGCUAUACUCCCAUACCUGCCCCAACAUGCGGGCUUCCUCCCAAAGUGGAUGCUCUUUACCUCCAUAGUCGCAAUUGGCAACUCCGUCCAAUCCUUCGCAACCCUCUAUUACACUCGCCGCAUCUACAACAUCGACCCCGCGCGCCCCAAGGCCCUCCCUGCCACCCCCUCGGCCCCUGUCCCGCACUCCCCGCUCGUCACCCCCCUUUCCGCUCGCACCUUCGGAACCUGGACCUUCAUCGCUGCCCUUGUCCGCCUUUUCGCCUCUUACAACAUUGAUAACCCGGCUUUCUACGCCCUUGCGCUCUGCACAUACGCCGUUGCCUUCGCGCACUUCGCGAGCGAGUGGCUCAUUUUCGGAACUGCGGAGUGGGGUUCGCCGCUUGCUGGGCCAAUAGUCGUCAGCACCUCAACUAUAACAUGGAUGUUGAUGCAGAAGGAGUUCUAUGUUGCUGCAUAG